This is a messenger RNA of Rhineura floridana, 2237 nucleotides long. It is a transcript of the gene TSSC4, whose product is annotated as tumor suppressing subtransferable candidate 4. Lineage: Eukaryota; Metazoa; Chordata; Lepidosauria; Squamata; Rhineuridae. The coding region runs from base 504 to 1511 and encodes 335 amino acids. The transcript is spliced from 4 exons. The record is from RefSeq and is a predicted model, not a curated record.
GCUUCAACGGCGAGUUCCCUUCUGGGAUAUGUAGUUUCAGAGGCCUGUAGCCACCGUAAGUUUCUAUUCAGUUCCGUGGAGCUAAAAAACUUCAUCUCCCAGCGUAUGAGGGAACAACGGCACAGAAAACGAUAGGCCGCAGCUGGAAUUGAGUAUGGUAGUGCGGAGCGGAUAUACCGAGGUGUGCUGGUGUUGUUCGCAAGGGGAGAAGUUGAUGCGUGUGCCAGGACGGAGUUGAAAUCACAGGGACCAAGGCUAGUAUGGAAGAUUCUGAAGGGGACCUUUCCAUUCAGAGAGAAGCCAUCCUGUCUCAAUUAUAUCCUAAUCAGAUCACUGCAAAGAAUCUGGUACAAGAUCUGAGAACCUUGGUGGCUUUAACUGACCCAGAGGAUGGAAUACUGGUUCAGACUCCAGAUGGCUUUAAGCUCCCUGGACAGCUGGAAAACUUAAUUGGCUGCAGCAACGCCUAAGCCAAAUUAGUAGAACCAAGUAACUUCCCAAAGAUGGGAGAUGAAGGUGCAGGUGAACCCUUCAUGGGUGUCGUGGCUGGCGGGGCCGGAGAUUACGAGGGUGUCCUUCCUUCAGACACAAUUUCCCUGAGCGAUUCAGAUUCAGAUGACUUUGGGUUUACAGGCGAUGCUGAAGAUGAUACUGCAUGUCCUGAGGAAUCCCUUCCCUUAGAUGAUACGGGUGGUAGAUCAGACGAAAGUGGUGACCCUUUACACGGUAACCGAAAAUCACCUGUCCAGCCAUUUCAUCUGAAAGGCAUGAGUUCAACCUUUACCCAGCGCAGCCAGAGCAUUUUUGACUGUCUGGAAGGGGCAGCCAAACGGGCAGUGCCCUCAAUUGCAGAAGAUAAUGUAAUUGAUGGAAGUUUUAAGCGCCCUCUGCCUCCACCCACUAUUUUAAACAAGAUGCCUGCAGAAAACCUUGGAAGACCAAGCAAACCACCAACAGCUCGCAAAAGUUCCCCAGCAGUUCCUGAUUACAUUACACACCCAGAACGCUGGACCAAGUACAACUUGGAUGAUAUUUCAGAGUCUAGUGAUAAGACCAACAGGUCAGUUGCUAUGGAGUUCCUGAAGGGCUUGGAGAAGAGUAGAGAGGAAAAAAGCUCAACCAAACCUGAAAGCUACACCCUAUCUUUCAACCAGGAUCCUUCCAGCUCUGGUGCUGGCAGGAUUAUCUUUACUAAACCCACAAAGGCAAGCUUAGACAGGAAAAGGCCUUGUGCAAAGGAAGAUGAAGAGACCGAGCUUACUGAUGCAAACCAGGAGGCCAAAGAGAGCCCGCCAAAGAAGUCUAAGACCCAGAAUGAGGAGGAGGGUAUACUAGAUCCCUUAAAGGAAGUGGAAGGUUGGAAGCAGCUGAAAUUGGAGGCGUUAGAUGUUCAGCGAGGAUCUGACAUAGAUUCUUCUGAGAAAGAUGAAGAGACAGUAGUGGAGACCAUGGGCUUCCGUGGUAGUAAGAAAAGGAAUAGGAAGCAUUUCCGACUCAAAGCCAGCCCAUGAUGAAGAUGAGGAAGAGUCCUAAAUCUGGAUAAAUUAUUCUUGUGUUUUCUAAGAAGAGUUUCCCUAAAAAUAUUUUCUCCAUUGUUUGACAAGUUUGCAUGAGUUUUGGCAAUUUGUUUCUUUUGCUUAGCAUGCUUGGAGCUGAGACUUAGAGAUAUUUUAGCGUUCCACUUACCAUCUUCAAAAAGUCUCUGCAGAAUUGAAACUAGACAAAUUUUGAUUUAGGGUCAUACAGAAAUGCCUACAAAGAUUUUGCCUGUGAGAGAUCAUCUCCGUUUUUGUCUUUUGUUUUUCAGUUGUGGAACAAAUCUUAUAACUGCAUAACCCACCAGAUCUUGAUGAGCUACAGUUUUGCUCAGCUGUUCAUGCAAAAUCUUUUGACUGGUAUCCCAUCUCAGAAUACUGACAAAACAUGUUGUGUGGGUGAGGUCUAGGAUGUGUGCAUGCAUAUCGGCACCUUAUGGAACAAACGUUUAGCCCAUAACUUUGUGUCUCAUUGGAUUAUGAAAGAUGGUGACUGAUCUCAGCAUUGAAUAUCCACAGCCUCUUCCCUUGCAACUGUGAUGUUUCUGUGUACAUAUCCAAGAGCUGCUUCCUAAAGUAAAGUGACUUCAUAUCAGCUUGACCAGAUUUGUUUGGGAAUUAAGGGGCUUAAAAUGGAUUCUUUAACAAACUUACUAUGUGAUCCUUUUCAUAUUUCUUGGUGUCAAUAAAAUUUUGAAUUAC